AUGGCAAUGACAAAUAACAAAACACAAUGUUUCACAUGUAAUAAGGAUAAAAUAACAUAUUCUUGUGACGGAUGUUUACAAAGAUUUUGUUUAAUACAUUUACCGGAACAUCAACAAAGAUUAAAUGAAGAAUUAAAUCAUAUUAUUGAUGAUUAUAAUGAAUUUGAAGAAAGACUAAUUAAUGAACGAAAACAAAAUCCACAUAAUCUUUCUUUAAUAGACCAAAUUGAUCAAUGGGAAAUAAAUUCAAUUGACAAAAUAAAACAAAAAGCAAAAGAAUGUAGAGAAAUUGUCAUUAAAUCAUCACAAACAUUUUUGAAUAAUAUUGAAAAGCAAUUUAAUGAUUUAAGUGAACAAAUAAAACAAAUUCGCGAAGAAAAUGAAUUUAAUGAAAUUAAUUUAAAGUAUUUAACAAAUCAAUUAAUGAAAAUCAAUCAAGAAUUAAAUAAUCCAUCAAAUAUUUCUAUUCAACAAGGAUCACAAGUAUUUAUCAAUGAGAUUUCAAUUAUUUCAUCAAAAAAACCAAAAUUCAACAAAUGGAAACAAAAUGCUAUCACUGUGGCUGGUGGAAAUGGAGAAGGACGUGGAUUAAAUCAACUCAAUUCCUCUUAUGGAAUUUUUAUUGAUGAAAAGAAAAAUAUUUUUAUUGCUGAUUGUUAUAAUCAUCGUAUAGUUGAAUGGAAAUAUAUUGCAAAAGAAGGACAAAUCAUUGCAGGUAGAAAUGGGGAAGGAAAUCUAAUGGAUCAAUUAAAUUUUCCAACAGAUGUGAUUGUUGAUCAGCAAAAUCAUUCAAUCAUCGUUGCUGACCAAGGAAACAGACGAGUGAUUCGGUGGUUGAAUCAGAAUCAACAAAUUCUCAUUGAUAAUAUUGAUUGUUUUGGUUUGGCAAUAGAUAAAUAUGGAUCUCUUUAUGUUUCGGAUUGGAAGAAGAAUGCAGUGAGACGAUGGAAAAUGGGAGAAUAUAACAACGAAGGAAUUGUAGUGGCAGGUGGAAAUAUAAAAGGAAAUCAACUCAACCAACUCAAUCAUCCUACUUUUAUCUUCGUUGAUGAAGAUCAAUCUGUUUAUGUAUCUGAUCAAAAUAAUAAUCGUGUAGUGAAAUGGAGAAAAGAUGCAAAAGAAGGAACAGUUGUGGUCGAAGGAAAUGAUGAUGGAAGCGAUCUCGAUCAAUUGUUUUAUCCUCAAGGAGUAAUUGUGGAUGAUUUGGGUCAGAUCUAUGUGGCAGAUUCCAUGAAUGAUCGAGUAAUGCGUUGGUGUGAAGGAAAAGAAGAAGGUGAAAUUGUUGUUGGUGGAAAUGGUGAAGGAAAUCAACCAAAUCAAUUGAAUUAUCCCACAGGUUUAUCUUUUGAUGAUGAAGGAAAUCUUUAUGUUACUGAUAGUCGAAAUCAUCGAAUUCAAAAAUUUGUAACAGUUUUUUGA
This is a messenger RNA of Adineta steineri, 1419 nucleotides long. Lineage: Eukaryota; Metazoa; Rotifera; Eurotatoria; Adinetida; Adinetidae. The record is from the annotation of a GenBank genome assembly.